AUGCGUGGGAUGCCUCGUUUGUGCCUGCGAUGCACGAGACGAGGCUCGCUUUGCCGGCUGACUGCCGAUGCCAUUGGUGUGGUGUCCGUUACCACCGUCACACCGAGUCGAUAUCGAAGUGCACAUGAACGCGGGAAUUUAGACAGCGCCAAGAAAUUUGGGAAGGAGUGGGGUAUUGGCAAGGCGAGGACGGCGUGGUAUCCGAGGGUGCGUGCGGCAAUUGAUGACCACCCUGGGGAGGAAGUGGUGGAUAUGGAUCGUCCCCGCCCCGAUGAGGAGGUGUAUCGAAAGGAAGCAAAGGGAUCGUCGACGGAGAGCGCCGCCGUGGUCGAUGAGGCGCUGGAUGGGCAGGCGGAAAUUGGCCGUGUCGACCAGGCGGUGGAUGAAGUGCAGGCAUUUCUUCGCGAGAAACAGCUUGAAGUGGCGGAGGCGCAGUUGGAGCGCAAUGUCGCUAUUCCGUACCCCACGCACCCGGAUGACAUGACACCGGAAUUUCGUCGCAUCAAAAGGCAUCAGUCUAUCGUGGUGGUCGCCACGGAUCCUGAUUACCCCGUCUUUGCGCGACGGGAUCAGUUUGUGCAGCUUCCGUUGCCUAAAAAUCACCCGUGGGUGAAGAACACACCUAUAGGGCCCUUUAUUCAACACGGUGAUGGUCAACUCGGUGUCGUGGGGAGCGGUGAGGUUGGCUUCGACGAUGAGCAUGUGGCUAAGGCGCUUCCACACAGCUUUCGUGGUCUGCGGCAUCGUUCCGUGAUGCAGCAACGUCUCCCAGAAAAGAACGGUAAAGUGCUUCAGGAUGCGGUGGUGAAGAACAGCUUCAGUCUCACGGGUCGGGGUGUCUUCGCUACGAGGGAUAUUGCCGCAGGGGAAAGCAUUAUGAUUGUGCGAAACACGGCCUGCAACCUUGGCGUGAAAGGGGAGGUGGAGCGUCUGGUGGAAAUGUGCGGUGAUGUCCUCCUCACUGUUUAUGAGGGUACCGAGGCGGAUUUGGACUAUUUACAUGAUUGGGUCCUUACCGGCCAGCCCUCUUCGUUACUGGAGUUUUGGCCGAAAUCUGCCACAGAACGUGUCUUGGAGCGUAUUGGCGGUGUUGAGGUUUUACAUGCACUGGAGCUGCAUGAAAUUCACAUUGCACGCAUUGCCGCCAUCAUCGACAUGAACAGUUUUCUUGUGGAGUCCUCCUACGCGGUGCGGAAGGGUAUGGCGUAUUUCCCGGAGGCGGGUUUCUUAAAUCACAGCUGCGCACCGAAUGCGACGUACGACGUGAUACCGGAGCACACGUUCCAUGAGUCGGAGUAUUACUUGGACGAAGUCUUGCAAGCAGAAGCCUCAGACGCCACGGACCCAACAUUGUCGGCAGCAGCAAUCGAAGAAAAAGAUGAAACAGUUGUCAUGGAUGAAAAGUUCUCUCCCUCCAGAGGGACACAUCCAAGCAAUCGUGUGGAAGAGAAAGAAAACGGAGAGGAUGGAAACAAAUCCACGGCGUCUCGUGAACUAACAGUUGGGGCUCCGGUGCAAUAUUUGUUUUGUUGCCGUGCCACCGCCAACAUUCCCGCUGGAUCGGAAAUUCUUAUCAGUUACGUUCCACCCGAAUGGUCUUUUGACAACCGUCAAUACGUUAUACAUGAUCGUUAUCGAUUUUGGUGCAAAUGCCCAAAGUGUGCCCCCACAUUGGACGCUAAAUACGCCCGUGUGCCUAAGCUCAUUGUCUUGUUAUUGGUUUUUAGUGUUUUUCUACAGCUGCUUGUGUUGCAUAAACGUGACGUGGAGCAGACGGCAACGCGUGAAAAUUUGGUGACGGAAGAAGAUUCCACUUUCUACAGGGAUGACAACGACGAGGAUGAUGCGCCGAUGGAGCAGCGGCGUGCGCCACGAAAACGCCUGCGUGGGUUAUUUGAGUUGCUUGAAGAGGAAAGACUUCAGGAAAUUUACGCUACUGACAGACGCCCCCUACCUGCAGCAUUGGCUAAUGACCAAUGGGCUCGUCCACCGCGAUAG
This is a messenger RNA of Trypanosoma cruzi, 1998 nucleotides long. RefSeq lists its product as uncharacterized. Gene Ontology annotation, cellular component: nucleus. The transcript has a single exon. Gene Ontology annotation, molecular function: protein binding. The record is from RefSeq and is a predicted model, not a curated record. Lineage: Eukaryota; Euglenozoa; Kinetoplastea; Trypanosomatida; Trypanosomatidae. Bases 1 to 1998 code for a protein of 665 amino acids.